AUUACAAUUAAUCAAUCUUCCAUUUCCUUUACUCAUUAGUAUAUUUCGUAUGAAGUAAGACUUCAAAGUUAGGCCAGUUUAAAAAAAAAUGUAAUAAUUUUCUAAUAUGCAUCACGUAUUUGCAAACCAUAUAAAGAAUGAAAUUCAUAAUGAAAUCUCUUUCAUAACCCACAACAAAAUCUUCUUAGAGUUGCAGUCCAUCUGGAAUUCAUUACGUCUUGAGUUAAGCACGACGGGAGACAUAUUAGUCAGGCAAUGCUUUGUUUUCUCUUAUAAAUUUGUUUUGCUUUUUUCGUAUUCUCUUUGUUUACACAAUUAUUAUUUCAUGUAUUUUUUUACAGACUCAGACGUGGAGAUAAAGUUAAGAAACUGAUGAAAUAGAACCAUAUUGUUACAUGAUUUUCGAGUAGAGUUUGUGAAUAUCUACCAACUCGUCUUAAUGUUUCAACGGUCGAAAAUUCAAAUUUAAGAAUAAGGGUUUGUUAAACUGGAUAUAUAUUGUAUAACCUAAUUAUAGUUAUUACCUAACUAUAAGGGAUAUAUAUUUAUUUCUAAUGAGUUGUGAAUAGGUCCAAAUUUAAAUGACAAUAUUUUUAAGUAGAUAAAAAAUAGGACUCUGUUUUAAUAGAUUAGAUUAUGCGUAACUACUACGCCGGGGACAAAAGUGAUGUGAAUUAAAUCCGAUUCAUAGCACGAGAGACACCUGCCCAGUCAACCUAUCUAUUGACCAUUUCUUGUUUCCUCUUUUAAAGUAUGUCAUAUACGUAUCUUCACAUGUUUUACGUAUAUCAUCCGUGUAUUUAUCAAGACUGUGUGAAUAAUAUUUGUAAAUUUCUUCGCGUUUUUUAGCUUUUACCAUCUUCGACAAUACAAUGUUGUUUUGAUGUAAAAUGAUACUUUCAAUAAGCAAUAGCUUGUGUCUGAAGCAAAGUAACAUGUUGAUUUAAGAUCCGAUGUUAUCAUGAUUUCACACCCAUUGAAGUAAACAAUUGUCAUGUUUUGUUUAUAUGUUCAUGCGAAACAAGUUGGACUAGUUUAAUUUGAUAUAAAUAUAUAUUGUUUGAAACCUCAAUAAUAAUACGUUAGUUCUAGACUUGUAGUAUACUAUAGCAUAUACGUGGAAAAAGAAGAAUAUGUUUGUUGUAGUAGACGUCAACAAAAAGAAGAAUAUGUUUGUUGCGCUAACAACAAUAUUCAUCCAUUUCAAAGGGAAAAAAGAGAGAUUGAUGUGAUCAAAUAUUAUUGCUUUUAGAAACUACUAUUGAAAGUUCAACGAGUUUUUAAGUAAAAGUCGAAUCCUUGUAAAAAUGUCUGUUCCAACGGGCAAGCAGCUGUUAUAAACUCUUCACGCCGUUUCACCUCUUUUUGACCUUCUAUCUUUGAAAAAAAUUAUAUGUUCUUAAUUACUCCCUUCCUAUCAUGUAACUUUUAUUUGAUUCUAUGUUUUCAAAAAAAAAAAAAAAUCAUUUCAUUAGGCUCUCGGUAAUAUUAUGUUAAGUAUAUCCACUUUCCUUUUUGCUUGUUUACAAAACAAAAGUUGAUGAAAAUUAUUUUUUUGCUUAUUAAAUUAAUAUAUCAAUAAAAUAUUCAAGACAUGACCAUGAGUCCAUGACAUUGGGCUAGAGUAGUUUCAACGGCGUCAGCUGCCGUUAACCUCAAUCACCAAAAUAUAUACAACAAGGGAAUCUCUUUCUCUCUCACACCAUUCUCACUUCCAUUUUUUUUUUCAAAAUCUCUUUUUCCCACACACAUUCUCUCUCUAGCUUGAAGAACAAGCUUGGUAUAGUUGUUUCAACGGGCUAUUUUAUCAAUCUCUUUCACAAAUAAAGAAGAAGGAAGAAGAUAUCUUUGAGUUGAUAUCUCAAGAAAAUGGGGAAGAAAGAGCAGAAGGAUCAUUCAACAGUAGAGAGCGUCGACAAAGUUGAAGCGGUUCUUCAUCUCCUUCGUAAACAUUCUCCUCUCACUCUCAAACAGGAGAAGUUCUGUAACAGAGCUUGUGUCAGUAGAUUCUUGAGAACAAAAGGAGACAAUGUGAAGAGAGCAGCUAAACAGUUAAGGUCUUGCCUUUCAUGGAGAUCUUCUCUUGGCAUCGAGAGCUUGAUCGCCGACGAGUUCACGGCGGAGCUAGCUGAAGGUCUUGCCUAUGUCGCCGGUCUUGACGACGAGUGUAGACCCGUUUUGGUUUUCCGCAUUAAACAAGAUUAUCAGAAGUUACAUACGCAGAAACAGUUGAUUCGCUUGGUGGUCUUUACAUUGGAGGUGGCAAUCUCAACCAUGUCCAGGAACGUCGAAGAAUUUGUCAUCCUUUUCGAUGCUAGCUUAUUCAAAUCAGCAUCAGCCUUCAUGAACAUACUUGUGACUACACUCAGAAUAGUUGCAGAGUAUUAUCCUUGUCGUCUUUACAAAACUUUCGUCAUCGAUCCUCCUUCUCUUUUCUCCUACCUUUGGAAGGGUGUUCGUGCAUUCGUGGAUCUGUCACCGACCACGACGAUUGUAUCGAUGUUAGACUUCCAAAACUCGUAUGACUACGACGACUUCACUUCAUCAUACCCAUCACGAGUCUCCUCCCUCCGUUUCGACAAGUCACCAACAAAACCAACGGACAAGAUUAGCUCCUCCGCAUCCUCUAGGUUCGCCUUCACCGUGUCCCGCGACGGUCUCGACACGGUCAAACCGUGGUGCCUCACUCUCACCGACACGUCAUCGUCGUCCAAACUCGGACACACGAGCGCGUACAUCUCACCGCUAAACGCGCGUUCUUUCUCCUUCGCGUCACCCGCGGCUAGGCGCGAGCCCAUCGAUGGACCAAGGAGAAGCUUUUUCGCUUCCACGCCGAUGCCAGCUAGGACUAGCGACCGUCACUCUAUCGGAACCCUCCGUGACCCGCGGAUACCUCGCCCGUCUUUCUUCCAGUCUCCGGCGGUGUUUUUCCGGCGAGAGUCACAAGUUAGUAAAACUGAGAAGCCGCGAGAUUCGUUCGUUCCUUUUCUCAAGUUUUAUCGUAGGCCGUACGAUGAGAUGACUUAUAGGUCAAAGAUGCGGCCCCCACUCGGUGGUCUUGUCUCUAUUGUUUCUAGCCAGAUCAGACGCCGCCACGUGUCUUUAUCUCAAAGGUUCUAACUCAUGAAGCUAUCAACCAGUUAAAGAAGUACGUAGUAUAGUAUAUAACUUUUGUUACCAUUUUGUGGCCAUUUUAUUAUGAGAGUUAUCCAUUAUUGUUUGUUUCUAUCAUAUGUAUGUUUAGUUCGUCAAGAUGUAUUUCUAAUAAUUUUGAUCAAUUGUUUAUUUAUUCAGCAUCUUUUUUCUAUUGGUUUGAUUUCUUCAACUAUCUAAAUUGUUCCAAACAUUUUUGAACUUUCAAUGCGUUGUAUAAGUUAUGA
Brassica rapa (field mustard) is the source of this 3380-nucleotide messenger RNA. RefSeq names its product SEC14 cytosolic factor-like. Lineage: Eukaryota; Viridiplantae; Streptophyta; Magnoliopsida; Brassicales; Brassicaceae. The record is from RefSeq and is a predicted model, not a curated record.